Ascochyta rabiei is the source of this 1782-nucleotide messenger RNA. Its product is annotated as vacuolar protein sorting-associated protein 45. NCBI's taxonomy places the organism in Eukaryota, Fungi, Ascomycota, Dothideomycetes, Pleosporales, Didymellaceae. Bases 1 to 1782 code for a protein of 593 amino acids. Gene Ontology annotation, biological process: intracellular protein transport; vesicle-mediated transport. The record is from RefSeq and is a predicted model, not a curated record. The transcript has 4 exons. Gene Ontology annotation, cellular component: Golgi membrane.
AUGGACAUCGUACAGGCCGUCUCCGGCUACAUCACCAAGAUGGUGUCGGUCGGAGACAGCGCUGCGACCGGCACGUCUGCAGCCAAGAUGAAGAUACUUUUACUCGACAAUGAGACUGUGUCCAUAGUGUCUUCUGCGACGACGCAGUCAGCGCUUCUCACACAUGAAGUCUACCUCACCGAUCGAAUAGAGAACCAGAAACGAGAGAAGAUGCGACAUCUUCGGUGCUUAUGCUUCGUACGACCAUCGCCAGAAUCGAUACAGAGUUUGAUUGAGGAGCUGCGGGACCCCAAGUACGGGGAAUACCAUAUAUACUUCAGCAACGUCAUCAAAAAGUCUUCACUCGAGCGGCUGGCCGAAGCAGACGAUCACGAGGUUGUGCGCACUAUUCAGGAGCACUUCGCCGACUUCUUUGUCAUCAACCCAGACUUGAUUUCCUUGAAUCUCAGCUUCCCAGAUCACAGGAUAUGGAGUACUAGCCCGGACUCGUGGAACCAAAACUCUUUACAAAGAUCUACCGAAGCGGUUCUGGCCCUACUUCUUGCGCUGAAGAAGAAGCCGUUGAUUCGAUACCAGAAGAACAGCCUCCUCGUGAAGAAACUAGCGACUGAAGUACGCUACAACAUAACUCAGGAGGAACAACUAUUCGACUUCAGAAAAACCGAUACCCCUCCCAUCUUGCUAGUGGUUGACCGAAGAGACGAUCCGGUCACGCCAUUGCUCACACAGUGGACCUACCAAGCCAUGGUUCAUGAAUUGCUAGGGAUCAAUAACGGAAGAGUCGACCUGCGUGAUGUGCCUGAGAUACGACCAGAGAUGAAAGAGAUUGUCCUUUCUCAAGAACAAGAUCCCUUCUUCAAAAAGAACAUGUACCUGAACUUCGGUGAUCUCGGGCAAAACGCGAAGGAGUAUGUCGAACAGUUCGCCACAAAGCAGCAAGGCACACAGAAGCUCGACUCGAUCGCAGACAUGAAGCGCUUCAUCGAGGACUUUCCCGAGUUUCGCAAGCUAUCCGGCAACGUUACGAAGCAUGUCACCCUCGUGGGUGAGCUGAGCCGAAGAGUCGGCGAAGAGACUCUACUGGACAUUAGUGAGCUCGAGCAGAGCCUUGCAUGCCAGGACAACCACUCCAACGAUGUGAAGUCCUUACAAAAAAUCAUACAAGAUCCAAAGGUUCCAGCGAACAACAAGCUACGACUUGUGGCUAUCUAUGCGCUGCGCUACCACAAAAACUCUUCGAACUCAACAGCUAUGUUGCUCGACUUGCUGGCUGUAGCAGGAGGCCUGUCAAGGAACCGCAUCAACCUCAUCACAAAACUUCUUACCUAUCACGACUCACUGCAAUCAGCUGCAGCUGCAGGAGGCAUGCCAGAUUUGUUCCAGCCAGGAUCAUUUUUUGGUGGCGCCAGAGACCGCUUCAAGGGCCUGAAAGGCGUCGAGAACGUAUACACUCAGCACUCUCCUCGAUUAGAGACCACAUUGCAGGACUUGAUCAAGGGACGCUUGAGUCAGCAACUGUACCCAUUUGUGGAAGGUGGCGGGACUACCAAAGACAAGCCUCAAGACAUCAUCGUGUUCAUGGUAGGUGGAACAACCUACGAAGAAGCCAAGAUGGUUGCGCAAGUGAACGCGAGCUCUCCCGGCGUCCGUGUUGUUCUCGGGGGGACUACCGUGCAUAACAGCACCUCGUUCUUGGAAGAGGUCGAGGAUGCAGUAGAGUCUUGGCCUGAGCCUCCGGCUACUUCAGCUGCAGCCCGGUUGCGGCGGGAAGUAGGCAGGUAG